CAAGGUGCUGGUGCCCAGCUUGGAGCCCCUGGAGCCCUGGCCCCCCAUGGCGGCAGUGACCCUGCCUGUGAGCUACCGCCUCUCCAACACCCGCCUGGCCUUCUUCCUGAAGGAAACGGGGGUGGGGCCGGGGGGGAACGCCAGCGUCCCCCUGCAGCGCUCCGAGCCCUUCGUCGUCUUCCAGACCAAGGAACUGCCCGUCCUCAACGUCUCGCUGGGGCCCUUCAGCACCGGGUUGGUCCUGCCCAAGGAGCAGCUCCAGCCCUCCAGCACCCUGGAGAUUCCUGACCGGCUCACCGUCAACUGGAAGGUGCGAGCCUUCAUCAUCCAGCCACGGGUGCUUGCCAGCCAGCCCGUGGUCCAGGUGCUCUUCUACGUGGCAGGCCGGGACUGGGAUGACUUCGACGUGACCGACCGGCUGCCCUGCGUCCGGCUGCACGCCUUCCGCGAGGCCCGGGAGAUCAAGAGCUCCUGCCGCCUGCGGGGCAGCCUGGCCACCUGCCUGGUGCAGGCCGAGCUGCCCCACGCCUGGUUUGGCCCCUCGGCCGUGCCCCUGGGCAGGAGGAAGGCGCCAGAGGCCCUGGACCUGAGCGGCGAGAGCCAGCAGGCUGAGUUGUACUACACGCUGCAUGCGCCCGACGGGGCCGGGGAGUGCCCUGGAGAGACGGCCCCGCGCCGGGGGGGCGGCGCUGCCCGGACCGAGGGCCCCACGCAGCACCCCUUGCUGCGCAUUGGCAGCAUCAGCCUCUUCCAGCCCCCGCCCACCCAGCUGAUGCAGGAGCAGAGGCUGGACGGCAACAUCUUCAUCCGCCUGCCGGACAAGCCCCUCAAGCCGGGCGAAGUGCUCAGCAUCCUCCUCUACCUAAUGGCCAACUCCACCGUGGAGCACUUCACGCUCAGGGUGAAGGCCAAGAAGGGCGUCAACCUCGUCAACACCAAAUCCAGGAACCUCCAGUGGCUGGUGACCUCCGAGCUGCUGACGGGCGGGAAGCACUCCACAGCCACCGUCGACGUGGCCAAGGUAGACGGUGCGCUGCCCAGGGACGGGGACUCCUCCUAUGAGAUCAUGCAGCUGGACUUCGAGAUGGAGAAUUUCACCAGCCAGGCCGUGACGCGGCGCAUCAUGUGGCACAUCGACUACCGGGGCCGCAACCCGCCGCCCGACCUGGAGAAGGUGGUGACGGAGCUGACGGUCAUUCAGCGGGACAUCCGCGCCAUCGUGCCUCUGGCCAUGGACACGGAGAUCAUCAACACAGCCAUCCUGACGGGCCGGACGGUGGCCAUCCCGGUGAAGGUCAUCGCCAUAGAGAUGACCGGCGUCAUCACGGAUGUCUCGGCUAUGGUCGAGUGCAAGUCCAACAAUGAGGACAUCAUCAAGGUGUCCAGCAGCUGCGACUACGUGUUUGUGAGCGGGAAGGAGACGCGCGGCUCCAUGAACGCCCGGGUGACCUUCAGCUACGAGCACCUGAGCGCCUUGCUGGAGAUGACCGUGUGGGUGCCCAAGCUGCCACUGCACAUUGAGCUGUCGGACCCCAGGCUGAGCCAAGUGAAGGGCUGGAGGGUGCCCAUCCUGCCGGACAGGAGGUCAGUGCGGGAGAGCGAGGAUGAUGAGGACGAGGAUGAACGGAAGCAGAACCGGGGCUGCACCCUGCAGUACCAGCACUCCACCCUGCAGGUCUUCACCCAGUUCCACACCACCUCCUCAGAGGGCACUGACCAGGUCAUCACCAUGCUGGGACCCGACUGGCUGGUGGAGGUCACCGACCUGGUCAGCGACUUCAUGAAGGUGGAUGACCCCCGGGUGGCCCAGCUGGUGGACAGCAGCACACUGGCCGGGCGGGAGCCGGGGACCACGCUCUUCAAGGUGGUGUCCCCACUCAUGGAGGCAGUGCUGGGGGAGACGGUGGUGACGGUGGCGGACGAAAAGGUCAGCAUCACCGAUCUGAAGGCCCAGGUGGUGUCCAGCCUGUCACUCUCCCUCCAUCCCAGCCCCGGCAACAGCCACACCAUCGUGGCUAAGACGGCCGCCCAGCAGACCCUGAACUUCUCCAAGCAGGAAGCCCUCCUGAGCAUGUGGGUCUCAUACAGUGAUGGCACCACGGUCCCCCUCUCCCUGUACGACCCCAAAGACUAUAACCUGGUGGUGAGCAGCCUGGAUGAGAAAGUGGUGUCGGUGACCCAGGACCGGGCCUUCCCGUUGGUGGUGGCGGAAGGCGAGGGGGCUGGCGACCUGCUGCGUGCUGAGCUGGUCAUCUGUGAGAGCUGCCAGAAGACCAAGCGCAAGAGCGUGCUCUUCACGGCGCUGGCCAGCGUGCGGGUGCGCUUCAGCUCCGAGGAGGACCCCACCUACGACUAUGGGGAUGCUGGCCACGUGCCGAGCAAGCCGGGGACCUCGGGGAGGGAGGAGAGCGCGGCCAGCACCACCCUGCGGGCAGAUGUGGAGAGGAAGCUGGAGCCCAGCCAGGACAGCAGAGCUCCCAGCAUCCCCCAUACCACUGAGGAUUUCCCCACCAUCCCCACAGGCUUCGUGCAGGUGCCACGGGGGCUGACAGACCUGGAAAUCGGCAUGUAUGCCCUGCUGGGCGUCUUCUGCUUGGCCAUUCUGGUCUUCCUCAUCAACUGCAUCGUCUUCGUGCUGAAGUAUAGGCACAAGCGCAUCCCACCCGAGGGCCAGACCAACAUGGACCACUCCCACCACUGGGUCUUCUUGGGCAACGGGCAGCCCCUGAGGGUCCAGAAUGACCUCUCCCCUCCGCCUGAGAGCCCUGGCAACCCGCUGGAGAGCGUCCAGACCUGCUGCCAUGGGGACCACCAGAGCAGCGGCAGCUCACAGACCAGCGUGCAGAGCCAGGUGCACGGGCGAGGAGAUGGCUCCUCGGGGGGCUCCACCAGGGACCAGAGCGAGGACCCACUCAACUCGCCCACCUCCAAGAGGAAGCGGGUGAAGUUCACCACCUUCGCCACGCUGCCCUCCGAGGAGCUGGCCUACAACUCCAUCCCCAUCGCCGAUGAGGAGGACCUGGAGUGGGUGUGCCAGGACAUGGGGCUACAGGAUCCCGAGGCGCUCCACGACUACAUCUGCAGGAUCAAGGAGAUCGCUUAGCAGGCUGCCGCGCCCUGCCACACCAGGCCAGCCACUGCCCUCCGGCUAGGGCUUGAGCGGAUACCCGAGACCCUGACCAUGGGAGCAGAUUUUCAAUACUCCCCUCCCUUUCCUUUUCGCUCUCUCUUCCGUGCACGGGGCUUCCCCUUCCGCCACUUUUUUUUUUCGUUGAAAGGGAACAAGUGUUGAGCGAGCCAAACGGAGCGGGGUGAACCCCGGCGUCCCGAGGGAGCGAGGGGCCGCCUCUGCCUUCCGCCCUCUCACCGCCAAAGUGCCGAGGUGCCUGCACGCUGCUUGCACAAACGCCACCCCUCCUGCCGGGCGGUAGGUGGCGCCGUAGAGGGGAGCUGGCGCAGCGGGGGGCGCGGAGCCCCGCGUUAUGGGGAAGACACUGGUGGGGGUGCAGGAGCCAGAGCUAGAGCAAGAAGAGGUGUGGGGGGGCAGGUUCAGACCUGGAGCGAUAACGGUCAGCGUGGAGGGCUCAGCUCAGAUAUGCCUGCCCUCCACGUGCCUUGACGCUGCCUUGCCCUGUCCUGCGAACCACUGACCGAGCGGCGAGGCCUCCUGCCCUGCGGCCUCCGAGUGAGCGUCGGCCACGAAAGACGAACAGGAUUUCUCUGCUUUACUUUGUUGCACAAUAAUGUUGAAUAAAUAUACAUUCAGGGAUCCCCCCGAUGGGCCCGGUCCUGCCACCGGUGUCACGGGACAUGCUGCUCUGAAUGCCGGGGGAAGGGAGGGGAGGAGCGGGCAGGGGGCAUGGCCCUGAGCUAAGGACCAUUGGUGCCUUGGAAGUGCACCAGAAAGCUAGAGCUAAGCCAUGUGGCUUUGGCCCAGCCAACCCCACUGUCACAUCCCCCGGGGAAUAGGUGGCCACUCCCUUUGCCAAUCAGCCCAUGUCUGUUCCUGCUGCCUGUGCCAGGCCCUGGGCUCCUCGCUCCCGUCCGGGGCCUGUUCCCGCCACAUGUAGCUUCGCUUCCAAAAAGCCAGGGCUGGCACGAAGCAGGGGAGGGAGAGAUUGAGGCCAGGGAUCCCAUUGGCCUCCAAACCCAACCCCAAAGCACCUGAGCUGCUUGGGAAUCUAAAGCCGAGGUUCUCGGCCCUGGGCCAAGCUCUUGCUGCUUCUCCCAGCUCCUCAGUCCCGUGCCCGCCCCUGCUUGCGUUUCGCAGUCCCGGCGUGUGUGCCUUACACAAAUGGAAGCACAUGCGGAAAUGGCCCCAACCGGCACGUCAAGGGUCCCCUCGGCUGGCACGCCGCAGGCGUGGGUUCUCCGCCAAAGCUGCUGGCCUCCCACCUGUGGCGGGGUGUGGGGUGAGCUGAGCUCCCAGCUACCCGGCUCCCAGGCCGCAGGCUUCGAGAGGCUGCACUGCCUCGUGUUUGAAGCACAAGCCUGGGCGUCAGCUGCCUUGGGUCCCAUUCGUGAGCCAAGCUUGAGUGAAUCACCCUCCCUGCACUGCCCACGCCGUGCCUCAGUUUCCCCUCUGUACAACGUAUUACUGUGGUUCUUCUUUGGCUCCCCUGUCCUUCCCGGGUUCAGCGCAUGCUGUUAUGGGAGGGAAUUCAACCACGAUGCUGUGCCCAUAGCGCCAGGCCUGGUCCCAGUGGGGCCUCCCAGAGCUAGGCCCGGCCAACCUGCAGUCAUAGGGUCUCUCCCCACCACUGCCUCACCACAUUAAGGCCUCAAGCAUAGUCAUAUGUUUGGCAACUGACCCCCCCUCUGCCAGAGAGCCUGGCGUCUGGGCCUCUGCCAUCGCCACAUUCCCACGACUCACUGCGGAGCCUGAGAAGACAGUGGUGCCUGCGUGCUGCCCCAUGCCACGUGCCCCCCCACCGACCAUACCAGGCGGUAGACACACCGGCGCUGACUAGCAGAGGGGCAGGAGAGCAGAGCUGCUCAUGCCAAGGGGGGGUGGAGGGGUGUCAUGUUAUCUCUCAAAUGGG
Messenger RNA from Gopherus evgoodei (Goodes thornscrub tortoise), 5042 nucleotides. RefSeq names its product transmembrane protein 132E (gene TMEM132E). The record is from RefSeq and is a predicted model, not a curated record. Lineage: Eukaryota; Metazoa; Chordata; Testudines; Testudinidae. The transcript has 8 exons. The coding region runs from base 47 to 3103 and encodes 1018 amino acids.